Dibothriocephalus latus is the source of this 387-nucleotide messenger RNA. Lineage: Eukaryota; Metazoa; Platyhelminthes; Cestoda; Diphyllobothriidea; Diphyllobothriidae. The record is from the annotation of a GenBank genome assembly.
AUGGCCACUGGAAUGUCGAUUUCAGCGUCCUCCGUCUGGAAGAAGGAGGUAGAAUGGAAGGAACUUCUCGCAAAGGAAAUUGAAGGACUGCAGAGACGGCUGUCGGAGAAAGAGCAGAAAAUAUCAACGCAGAGUGCUCAGCUAGAUGAAAUCAAACAGUCAUUCCUGUACAACUUUGAGCUCCUAAAGGGACGUGAUGCCGAGUUGGCGCGAUUCGUGAGAGCAACGGCUUAUCUAAAAUCAAUCAUCUCCAAACGUGAUAAAGAGAUCAGCGAACUCAAGGUCACUGUUGAUAGGCUGACCAGCGAACUGUCAGGCAGUCGACAGAGUGAGACCGACUGGAAGAGCCGUUUCGAGGCGGAGACCAGCCGGGCGGUUGUGCGCGAG